Molecule: messenger RNA, 921 nt
Organism: Beta vulgaris subsp. vulgaris (sugar beet)
Lineage: Eukaryota; Viridiplantae; Streptophyta; Magnoliopsida; Caryophyllales; Amaranthaceae
Exons: 1
Coding region: 1-921 (306 amino acids)
Molecular function (GO): catalytic activity
Source: RefSeq, a predicted model, not a curated record
AUGAAUAUCCUUUCGUUAAAUUGUCGGGGGUUGAAUACCAGUGAUGCCCCGAUAAUUCCGUACAUACGCUGGUUGGUUGCGACGGUUAAGCCCAUGUUUCUGUUUUUGCAAGAAACAAAAUGUUCAGUUGCACAUGUACAGUCUGUGUUACGAACUACUAAUCCACACACUGUAGUUGGUGUAGAUGCUCUAGGGUAUAGUGGUGGGUUAGUUGUGGUUUCUUGGGCACCUUUUGCUGUUAACGUACUUAGGUCCACGUGUAAUUUUAUGUUUUGUAAAAUAUCAGCAAAUAAUGGAAUGAUUUGGUACGUUUUGUUUUUGUACGGAGAAUCGCGCCAAGAAUUUCGUACUUCCUUAUGGGAUCAAUUGUUACACUUGUUAGAGGCGUAUCCUGACUUUGUUAUUAUUGGUGACAUAAAUCAACUUGAUCAUUAUGGGGAUAAGUUGGGUGGGACUACUAUGAUUAGGGGAUGGGAAGAAUUUACCACUUGGAAGCAUGCUCUACAACUACAAGAUAUUCCCUUUGUUGGUCCUCGAUUCACUUGGACAAAUAACAGGGAUGGUGUGGAUUUAAUUAUGGAACGUCUUGAUAGAGUGUAUGCUUCCCCAAAUUGGAAUGACAGAUAUCCACUUGGUUUUAUUAAAAACUUCCCUAUUCUACAUUCUGAUCAUGCAGCUAUCUUUUACCAGACAGAACCACCAACCCAGGUUCAUCGUCGGCCAUAUCAGUUUGAAAAUUGGUGCCUCCUACACCCUGAUUUAACUAACAUUAUUUCGUCUGUAUGGAGCAUUCCCAUAGUUGGGUCAACAAUGUACCGGUUCACGAAACAUCUAUCCAUCUUUCGCACUCAGAUAGGCGAUGGUGUUUGGAUCAUAAAGUUGUAUGGGGGAUUGAUUGGCAAGAACUUUCUACAAAGUUAA